AUGCUGUUUACUCUAGGACUUCUCCUCCUUCUUGCCCCGUUCCCCUCCUUUCAAACCCCAACCAGUGAGGGGAGACACUUGACUGGAAGUGAUGCUACUAAACCCAAUCCAGUUUUCACCCUGUCGAAACCAAAAACCACUGCGGCUCUCAUUAGACAGACCAUGCGAGCAACCCUAAAGCCAAACACAGUCAGUCCGGCUGUUUCACCCACUCUGGCCACAAAAAGCAAGCCCAGCCCAGCAGUAAUUCAAACCACUCCAUCGGCGGCAGUAAAGCCUGCCACAGUCAGUGAGACCAGCACAGACAGACACACAGUAUCUGUCAAUCAAACAGCUGCAGCCAAGGCCACCAAAGAAAAACCUGCUUCAGCCGGCAGUGCUAAAACCACCAAAGUCCCACCUGCCCUGACUGGAGUACAAAAUGUUCAGUCAACAUCCCCAAAAUCUGCUUCAACCCGGGGAGGUACGACCACCAGAAACAAGCCUACAGCCUCCAUCAAUCAGUCUGGUGUAACUAAAUCUCCAUCUAGUGAUGCCAAGAACCCAAAAGACAAGCCUGAUAAGGCAAUGUCCUCUGCCAACCAGACUGCUGUAGUCAAAGCUCCCGCUGCCACUACCACCAAAGAAAAGCCAGCCUCUUCACAACCUCUCAAGGUGGUCAUCAGUGACGGCUGUGAAUCAAGCAAUGCAAAGGAGCAGGAGCUGAAGCUGAAGCCUGGAGCUCCUCUGGUGAUGACACAUAAGAUCAGCUUGUUGCCUGGUGGCUGCACUGGGGGAUGUGAAGCUGAGAUGUCCGCACUGAAAGGACGUGUGGCAAAACUGGAAAUGGAGAUGGCCUCCCUUAAAGAAAAAUGUCCAUGCUCUGCAAACUGUCCACGUGACUGUAGUGGCAAUGGGGAGUGUCAGAGGGGAAAAUGUGUUUGCCAACAAGGAUUCAUGGGUCCAGACUGCAAGGGCACCAAAGGAAAGGUCAAGGUAGCAGUGGAAACAGUGACUUUGCAGGUGAGCAAGGGAAAUAUGCAAGAGAAAACCACCAAAGCUGAGCAGACAGUAUUCCAAAAGAAGGACCAGAAGAAGGGGUCUGACGCCAAGGACACCAACACUAAAACUAAAGUGGCUACUAGUGCUAAAGUAAAACAAGAAUCUUCCGCUAAGAAAAUAACUAUUAAAGACUCUUCCAGAACCAGUCGUCCAACGGUUGGUCAAGUUCUGCUGAAACAUGAUGGAAGAAAGCAAGAGGAGGCCCGCAAAGGAAAGACAGCAGUCCUAACCACUAAAAAAGUCCUUCAAAAAACUGAUGUCAAGCUUGUUAAAGAGGGUACUCCAAGUAAAACUCAUCCUAAAUCUGACCAACUAAAAGACCAGCCUCAUGCCAAUGUAACCCAGGGUAUUGUGAAGAAAUCUAAUAGCACAGCUAAAACUGUCAGCAUUCUCACACAGAAGGAGACCUUGGAGCAGUCCACUCUCGCUGAGAAAAAUACAACUCAAUCAUCUGGGCAAAAACGCAUUAAGGUCAAAGCAGAAACUACAAAUGUGCAAGCUGUUGACAACAGAAACACCGAAACCAGCAAGACUGGAAAGGACAAAGGUGCACAGAGGAGUCAGUACUUAGUAAAUUCAACCUUUGUAACAACAGCAACAAGUGAGGGUCAAGUUCUUCAAGACAAAACCACCACCCAUGGCUCUUCUAGCACAAGAAGACUUGGAGGGUCUGGAUUAGGCUCUGUAAAGGUUGUAAACAUCUCUUCCUAUAGCUUUACUGUCACAUGGUCUGCGCCACAAGGGAUGUUCAAGAACUUUACUGUGAUCAGAAGGGAGCCACUGGCAGAAGGUGAAGAAGAAGACCAUGAGGAGUUUGAAGAAGAAGCUCUUGAAGGAGAAAAGGUCCUCACAUUUAAAAACACAACUGAAGUUCUGGUGCAGAGUGAGAGCACCAACACAACUGCUGCCUCAGGCAAAGUUUCAGGAUCUAGAGGCAAAUCUGAGACCAAGAGGAUUUCUAUGGUGGUUCCUGGCAAUGUACGCUCAGUGGAGUUCAGUAACCUGAGGGCAAACACAGGCUAUGCCCUACAGGUGUAUGGCACAACAGCAGAGAGAAGAUCGAGGAUUCACAAAGUAACUGCUGUCACAGGUCCUGAGCCAGCAACAGAAUUGGUUUUCAGCAAUGUUACAGAGUCUUCUCUCACCAUUUCCUGGUCCAAACCAAAGACCAUGUUCUCAGGCUUUAGGGUCAUAUACACCAACAUUGUCACAGGGGAGAGCCACUAUGUGACUGUGGACUCUCAGCAAUCUCAUGUCACCUUGUCCAAGUUGUCAGCUGGAUCUUCCUACAUCAUCACUGUAACGACCACACAUGGAAGAGUACAGAGUGAUGGCCUCACAUCUGUUAUGACCACAGUGCCUGCCCCUCCAACACACUUGCAAGUCGUCAACGUGACAGAUACCAGAGCUCUGCUACAAUGGACGCCUAGUCUGGGGAAAGUUGACCGCUUCAUCGUCAGUUACGAGUCCUCGAAAACUCCUAACGUGACUGUGACAGUGAUGCUGUCUGGAAGCGCAGUAGAGCACCAGCUGAGAGGCCUCCAGAGAGGCACCCUGUACACAGUCAAAGUCCUGAGCCAGAAAGACAGUCUCCAGAGCAUGGCCAUCUCGACUACAUUCACAACUGCUAAUGUGGUUAAAGCCAGUGAGGUGGGUGCUCGCUCUGCAGUGAUAGCAUGGAGGACAACCACUGUUGUUUACCACAGCUACAGACUGAUCUACCAAGUGGCAGGGGAGGAGACAAAGGAGUUGAUCCUGGACUCAUCCGUCACAGAGUAUAAACUGUCAGAGCUGCUGCCAAUGUCACGUUAUUUUGUUCUGGUACAAGGCGAGAGAGAUGGAGUUUACACAUCUGUUGUCACCACAGAAUUUGUUACAGGAAAACUACGCUUCCCCUUCCCCACUGAGUGCUCUCAGGAGCUGCUGAAUGGCGCUCUGCAGUCUGGGGAGGUGGAUAUCUACCCUCAAGGAAAAGAGGGACAGGCAGUCAGAGUUUACUGUGACAUGGAGACUGACGGAGGCGGCUGGACAGUGUUCCAGAGAAGAGUAAAUGGAAAGACAGAUUUCUACAAAACCUGGAAUGAAUACAGCGCAGGUUUUGGAAACCUCAGUGAAGAGUUCUGGCUUGGAAACGAGCUUCUCCACAACCUGACCAGUGUGGGCCCUGUGAGUCUGAGAGUGGACAUGCGAUCUGGAAAUGAUACGGCUUAUGCUCACUACGCCAAUUUCUCCAUCACCUCAGCUGAAAGGCAUUAUACUCUUGAGUUGUCAGGCUAUACUGGAACUGCAGGGGAUUCUAUGAGGUACCAUAAUGGCCGUCCAUUCUCGACAAAGGACAAGGAUCCUGAUCCUCUGGGUAUCCACUGUGCCAGGGCCUACAUGGGAGGCUGGUGGUACAAAAACUGCUACAAGACCAACCUGAAUGGUCUUUAUGGUGUCAACAGUAAUAACCAGGGAAUAGUCUGGAUAGACUGGAAAGGCAAAGACUCAUCCAUUCCCUUCACUGAGAUGAAGUUUAGACCGUCCAGGUUCUCCCCUGCAACUCAUGGAUAAGAAAACAUCAGUCCCAGUUGUUGGGUUCUCUGUCCUGAAAACCUUACAUGUGACAGCUCAAGAAAUCCAGAGGGUAGUGGAUCUCUCAGUUGCUGUGUAAUGUUGCAACUAAAAUAGAUUGUACAGUGGUUUUGACAAGUGUAUUUGCAGCUAUUGGUACAUCUUAGUCAAUGUGCAGGAUACUUUUCUGAUUCUUUUUUUCUGGAAAUAAAACAAAAAAGUGAAGUAUUUCAUACAUUUUUGUAUACUUUUCUACUGUUUUGCCUGACCUGUCUAUUAUAACACAGAUAACUUUGGCUUUAAACACCUUCUUGUGCACCACAUUGGUAAGCCAAUCCACUACUACUGUAAUUAAAUAUGCACUGUCUCACUCCAUUGGAAUAAAAGUGACU
Molecule: messenger RNA, 3986 nt
Organism: Cheilinus undulatus (humphead wrasse)
Lineage: Eukaryota; Metazoa; Chordata; Actinopteri; Labriformes; Labridae
Gene: tnxba
Product: tenascin XBa
Exons: 14
Coding region: 1-3594 (1197 amino acids)
Molecular function (GO): protein binding
Source: RefSeq, a predicted model, not a curated record